GAGGCUGUUGGCGCUGCCCUCUCGCUCCAUGCUGCGGUCACGUCCCGGCCGCUGCCGGCCCCGCUCCGUCCCUCCCUGCCGCAGCACGUUGUGUGUCCUGGAGAUGCAGAAACCAUGUAGCAGAAAGCUCUGAGCAGUUGUGGAUUAUCAGUUCCUCCCUCAGCAGUAAAAACUGAAGAAUGAAGGUGCCUGGAUUUAUUUCCCUAUGGACGUUGACAUCACUGCUUUGUAGCCAGUUAGGAAAUACUGCAGAGCACGAAGAUGUAGUAAAGCACGCAAUCAAGCUGCACCGUGGGAAAGGAGCUGUUAUUACUCAGCGAAAGCAGUGGGUGAUGGAGAGCUGCAGAAAACUAUCUGGUCUCCUUCGCCAGAAGAAUGUUGUGCUCAACAAAUUAAAGAACGCUAUAAGAGCGGUUGAGAAAGAUGCUGGGCUGUCAGAUGAAGAGAAACUUUUUCAGGUGCAUACCUUUGAAAUUUUCCAAAAGGAACUCAACGAAAGUGAAAACUCAGUCUUUCAGGCAAUCCACGGCCUUCAGAGAGCUCUACAGGGCGAUUACAAAGACGUUGUAAAUAUGAAAGAGAGCAGUAGGCAGAGACUAGAAGCCUUGAGAGAAGCUGCAAUUAAGGAAGAAAUGGAAUACGUUGAACUCUUAGCAGCAGAAAAGCAUCAGGUUGAAGCCCUUAAGAACAUGCAGCAUCAAAACAAAAGCCUGUCAAUGCUCGAUGAAAUUCUUGAAGAUGUCAGGAAGGCAGCUGACAGACUAGAGGAAGAAAUUGAAGAACACGCCUUCGAUGACAACAAAUCUGUAAGAGGUGUUAACUUUGAAGCUGUUUUAAGAGUGGAAGAAGAUGAAGCCAACUCCAAAAGAAAUGCUUCAAAAAGAGAAGUAGAGGAUGACUUAGGUCUUAGUAUGCUCAUUGAUUCCCAGAACAAUCAGUAUAUCCUUACCAAGCCCAGGGAUUCAACCAUUCCUCGUGCUGAUCAUCACUUCAUAAAGGAUAUUGUGACAAUAGGAAUGUUGUCUUUGCCAUGUGGCUGGCUAUGCACAAUGAUAGGAUUGCCAACUAUGUUUGGGUACAUCAUCUGUGGCGUACUGUUAGGACCAUCUGGAUUAAAUAGCAUUAAGUCUAUUGUGCAGGUGGAGACAUUAGGAGAAUUUGGUGUAUUCUUCACUCUCUUUCUAGUUGGUCUGGAAUUUUCUCCUGAAAGACUAAGAAAGGUGUGGAAAAUAUCUUUGCAAGGACCCUGCUACAUGACGGUUCUGAUGAUUGCCUUUGGUUUAUUGUGGGGACACUUGCUCCAAAUCAGACCAACACAAAGUGUCUUCAUUUCCACUUGCUUGUCUUUAUCAAGCACACCGUUGGUGUCAAGAUUUCUUGCAGGUACUGUUCGAGGAGAUAAAGAAGGGGAUAUUGACUACAGCAGUGUACUACUUGGCAUGUUGGUGAUGCAGGAUGUGCAGCUCGGCUUAUUUAUAGCUGUUAUGCCUACACUUAUUCAAGCAGGGGUGAGCACACAUUCCAGGUACCGAAUUUCAGACAUCUGUGGAAUGAGAUCUUUUCAGUCAAGGAAAACUGGUUUAGAGGCAAGAGAGCAGUUGAAAGAAAUGUUCUGUUUGUUCUUCUCUUCCAGCAUUUUCAAGGAAAUACUGAGAAUACUGAUACUGAUUGGCCAAAUUCUCUUUUCUCUGGCUGCUGUUUUUCUUAUAUGUCUUGUUAUAAAGACUUAUCUCAUAGGACCGUAUUAUCGCAAGUUGCAUGCGGAAAGCAAAGGGAAUAAGGAAAUCCUCAUUCUAGGAAUAUCUGCAUUCAUCUUCCUAAUGUUAACGAUCACAGAGCUGCUGGAUGUUUCAAUGGAGCUGGGAUGCUUCUUAGCUGGAGCUCUGAUCUCUUCUCAGGGUCACAUGGUUACUGAGGAGAUUAUGACCUGUAUUGAACCAAUACGUGACUUUCUUGCCAUCAUUUUCUUUGCAUCCAUAGGACUUCAUGUUUUCCCCACGUUUGUAAUAUACGAACUCACAGUGUUACUCUUCCUUACGUUGUCUGUGGUCAUAAUGAAGUUUGUCUUGGCAGUGCUGGUCCUUUCUCUGAUUCUUCCAAAGACCAGCCAGUAUAUCAAAUGGAUUGUCUCAGCAGGACUGGCACAAGUCAGUGAAUUCUCUUUUGUUCUGGGAAGCAGAGCACGCAGAGCAGGGAUCAUAUCUCGGGAGGUCUAUCUUCUUAUUCUGAGUGUGACUACUCUAAGCCUUUUACUUGCCCCUGCCCUGUGGAGAGCUGCAAUUAUGAAAUGUGUUCCAAGGCCUGAAAGACGCUCAAGUACUUGAUAAGACUUGCACAUGAACAAGAACACAUCUUCUUGCAAAGAUAUCUUCAUUGCUCAUUGUAUUUCUAUGCACUUGGAAAAGGAGAGGUUUUCAGUAGUCCUCUUAACAUGCACUUGGUAAUAAGCCUUACACUGACCUUAAAACAAAAUUCAACACUAAAGAAUUGUUUGAUUUUAAUUGCACGCCUCUUACAAAACUGGCUUUCUCUGACAGAUUAGGAUCUGCCAGACUAUUUUUUUUAUCUGAUCAAUUAUGCAGUCUAAAUUGUUUUUUUAACUGUAGCAUCAUGCAAAUUUGGUUGAUUAUUUUUUUUUUUUGCCUGAAUGUGCCUUUUAAUUCUCAUCCUCCUUUCAUUACUGUUAGUUCACCACCAGAUUUUGUUUAAAAAAAAAAAGAAAAAAAGUGUACUAUGGUGCCUAUGGUAUCUCCUUCCAUUAUAUGACUUGAGUCAUUUUCGCAUUUAGGAAUGAGUUCAUUAGAGCAGUGUAAAUUCAAUCACAAAACAAAUCUGUAAUGGUGAGUAAAAGUCUUAGUCCUUUCUACAAAGUUUAACUGUUAGUAUCAAACUGUUUGAAGCAGUCAAAUACCUAUUCCAAACGAUGCAGCCAACAUUGUGUGCUACUUUGUUCCAAAUUACAGCAUAUAAUGUGUUUUCUUUCAGUGGUAACUUCUGUUUGUGUUAGUUCUUGCAUUUAUUUACAUACUUGAUUAUAAGUUGAUGGUGAAAAAGGGCAUAACUUAAGUUAUAUUUGAAGACUGACAGUUGUCAUGCAUUCCUGUUCCUAGCUACUGUUACAGUAAUUGUUUACAGUUUUGUUUGUUUGUUUUAAAUCCAAAAUAAACUUAGUAGAUAUGGAUAGUCUAAUUUCAAGCAGAUGUUUAAAAAAAAAAAUCACUGCAGAGGUUGGAUGUUAUUUAUAAUAUUCUGCAUUUGAAAUUAUUUUGAGUAAAUUAAUUUGCACAAAACUAGAAAGGGCAGCUUGAAUAUGUAUUUGGAACUCCACAACUUUAUACUUUGCAUUUAUAUUGAAUAAAUUGUUAGUCUUUUAAAAUAUCAUGAUAUUUAAAGAAAGAUUGAAUGUGAUCUUAGAUGUAAGUGCUUUGUUCUUUAAAACAUUAUAGAUAAACAGGAUGCAUCUUGUAAAAGCCUAUUCCAGAAGAAUCAUAGAGAAGAUUUAAUUCAUAGACUGUAGUCUACUCUGACAAUUUAAAAAUCAUCCUGAGGUUUAUCUGUUUAAAACAAUGCUAUUAAAAUAUAUUAACACUUCAGGUCAGUAUUAUACUGUCAUUUGAAACAACUUUGAUACCCACCAAACAGCUAGAAAAAUGUAUGUUAUGUAGGUUUAAAUCGCAAAUUAAAAUGGAAGGCUGCCUUCCUUCUGUUUUAUCAGCUGCACUGCUCAGCUUGGUGUCAUUCGGAAACAUAGAGAGCAUGCACUCAAUCUCACUGUAUGUCACUGAUAAAAAGGUUGAAAAGCACCAUUUCCACAAUGGACCCCUGCAGACAGCACUCAUCACUGGCCUCCAACUGGACACAGAGCCAUUUACAACAACCUUGUGGCUACAACUAUCCAACCAAUUCAUUAUUGACUGAAUAGUCCACCAUUCAAAUCCAUACUUCUCUAGUUUAGAGAUAAGGAUGUGAUGUGAGACCGCAUCAAAGGCCUUGCACAAGACUAGGUAGACGACUUCAGCUGCCCGUCCUUUGUCCACUGAUGUUGUCCCUCCUCCACAGAAGGCCACCAGACUGAUGGGGUACGAUCUGCUCUCAGUGAAGCCGCACUGACUCUCAAAUUGCCUCCUCAUUUCCUUAACCUCUCUUCCAGGAGGAUCUGCUCCAUGAUCUUCCCAGGCACAGAGAUGAGGCUCACCAGCCUGUAGUUCCCCAGUUCUUCCUUUCUCCCUUUCAUAAAUAUGAGAGUGAUGUUUUUCUUUAUCCGCUCAUUGGGAAUUUGCCUGACAGCCAUGGCUCCUCAAAUAUGAUGGAGUGGCUUGGUGACCGCAUCAACCUGUUGUUUCAGGACCCUGGGAUGCAUGCUAUUCAGGCCCUGCAGACUUGCAUAUAUUCAGUCUCAUGAGGUGGUCUGAGACUUGGUCUUCUAAAAGAGAUUCUUCUAAAGUUUUACAGUAUAGUUUAACAUCUACCAAAUUAAACUUUUAAACUUUAUUUCUUAACUAGGAAAAGAAAGCUUAGUCUGUCUACUGUUCUAGUCUAUAGUUUUUUCUUGAAAUACAAACUUCUCAAUGCCUUGGUUUGGAAAGAUGCUCUUGCAUACUCUAUGGAAAAGAAAGGGAGGAAGGGAGAGAAGAAGGAAGGCCAUGAUAGACCAUGGGAGAGGCCUCUAUCUGGGUUCCAGCAUUUCUUUCAGCCGGUGGGACCUUGAAACUAUUAUACAAAGUAUUACAUCUGUGGUAAGUAAACCUUUUGUAUAAAUAAACUGCUAUGAUUAGUUGUAUUUCUCUGGAAAAUUCCUGAUAGGAGAGUAGGGAUAUUGAUGGCUUACAUCUCUUAAGAGAAAAAAUGUUUAUUUUUUUCAUGAUUACCUUUUAAAAGAUUUGAGUGAAAAGUCCUUUUGGUACCAUUGUCCAAACAGCAGGUAUGACCUGCUGGACACCAGGUGACCUUAGGACACCAGGUGACCUAAGGGCUGUCUCAUCCCUUUUAUUUCUUUCCUAAAUAAGUUCUGAUUUGGUCAUGAUUGAGGAAAGAAGUAGUAAUAUCCGUAUUCUGUGUCUCUGUGUUGAUGCAGCCUGGGAUUACCUGAUUGGAUACCAGAUGCAAAUACAAAUUACCAAUUAGACACAUAAGUUUGUUUACAAUUACAUGGUUGAGACUCUCCCACAGAAAGCUGGAGGUAUAUUUAGAUAUUGUCAGUAUUUCCUACAAUGCAAGGAAUGGCUUCAUCCACAAUUCCAUGUCAAAACUGGGUGGUCUCAUGAUAAAAUCUUAGGAUAGAAACAAUAGGUCUUAUUCUUGAAUGAUCUGUUAGGGGAGAAAAUAUUUCACAGUUGGAUCACUUAGAAAUUAAUAACCACAGCUCUUCAGGAAUAAUUUACAAGCUGGUGGUGUGGCCUAUGGUUAUACUUUGUGAUUCAUUUCCCUGUUCCCAGGGCCAGAUUGGUAUAUCUUGCCCCACAACCACUCUUACGUACAGCUCAUCCCAUAUGAAGUCUGUGCUUCAGUUUCUCAUUUGGAAGUUAUCUAUGGGACCUGCAAGGUAACUACUUGCAGCCCUAGCAUAGAAAGCUCAAGGAAUGCUGCUGUGGGAACCUAAACAGAACUUCCUGAGAGCUUUAAGAGUUCCUAUUUCCAUCUUCAAAGAUGAGGAGAAAGCAGCCUCACAGUACUUCUUAUCUGGUUUUACAGUUGGAUAUCCUUUGCUUUGUGGGCAGAGGGGCACAUGGGAGUGCCUCGCAUGAGAGAACAGUGCUAUAGGAUGGUGCCUGAUGGAGAAUGUGAGAAACCUUGUGUGGUCUCGCUGCCUGCUGGAAUGAACCCAAAACAGUUAACCACAAAAGCACUCCUGGGUUUUGUCUAGGGAAGGAAUGUAUUUCUGCUCUGUAAGCAAUCCUGGCAGUGCUCCAGCACAUGGGCAACAUGGAGUGUGGAGGAAACUGGACCUCUAAAUGACAAGGGUAAGCUGUACUAGCAGUGUUAGUAGCUUGGCUGGAUAUGGCAAUAGCUUAUUAACAGCAGCAAGUACCAGUCAAACUACCAUAAGCUGAUCUGACAGUGAAGGGAGGCAGUGAUGCCAGUGAAGAGAGAAGGAAAUGCAGCAAGAUGCUCUAAGAGCUGGGAACUGUGUGGCCCACCCUGCCCUGAAGGAAACAGGCGGAAGAUAAAGAUACGGGUCUACCAGCUUCAUGGAGCAGGAAGCUUGUUUCUUUGGAUCUCUCACAGACUUCAUUGAGUAAUUACCACUGCCAGUGGGGAGAGGCUUCUUGACAGUAGGGACAGCGAGACAGCGAGGAACACCAAGAGAGACUAAGGAAUCCCAAUUUCUGCAAAUAAAAGACAAACUGGACAAUCACAUGACCAGAGGGCCUAGGGACAGCUGAUCCUGCCUUGGGGAAUAAAACCUAGAUCAGAUCAAUGGCAAAACUCUUAAGGUUACAGAGCCAAGCUGUAUUUUUAUUUCCUAAAAUAGAGCAGAAAUUUGAGAAUUGGGAGAUAGUACCUCCCAAGGAGGCCAAAUGCUGACAAGCUUAUCAGCUGGUACGAGGUCUGUAUUUAAGGAGCUCUCACAGGUCCCUCUCUUAAGACGGCUCACCUUCAAUUUCCAAAAAUCAAAAUGUGUCCCUGUACACAUUCUCUGGCACAUUGCAGGUUUCUGAUUGCAAGUUAGUUAAAACAUGUUUUCCUCCUCUCUGCGUCUGCUGUGGAGUCACAGCAAAUUGAUGCUUGGAGUUGUGAUCUGUUCUCAUUCUGAAGCGUGCUGAAGAUGGAGAAGGAGGCCACAGACAUACAGUAAUGCACAGCAGCCUUCCACGGAUACAAACAAGUCUUACAUCUCCAAAACACCUGAUGGAGAAGAUGAAGAGAGAGCAGAGAGCUGAAGUUCUUCCUGCUGGUGCAACAGCAAAAUUACAUGACAAAUGUAAAUAGAAGAACUAGAGUAAUUAAAAAGGUGGUCUUCAA
Lagopus leucura (white-tailed ptarmigan) is the source of this 6963-nucleotide messenger RNA. It is a transcript of the gene SLC9D1, whose product is annotated as transmembrane and coiled-coil domains 3. The transcript is spliced from 13 exons. Bases 180 to 2324 code for a protein of 714 amino acids. Gene Ontology annotation, molecular function: potassium:proton antiporter activity. Gene Ontology annotation, biological process: proton transmembrane transport; potassium ion transmembrane transport. Gene Ontology annotation, cellular component: membrane. The record is from RefSeq and is a predicted model, not a curated record. NCBI's taxonomy places the organism in Eukaryota, Metazoa, Chordata, Aves, Galliformes, Phasianidae.